CUCCCAACCCCCAGCAGCCAAUCCCUCUCCGGAUCCCACGCCAUCUGCCUCCGCCUACUUCUUCUGAAUCUGAAUCUACGCGGUCCCUUCUCGGUGCUCACGGCUCACUCAGUCUACGACAAUGCUUUGCUUCCGGUGCAGGGCCAUGCCCUCCGCCCUAAGGACGUACUCGUCCCCGAUGUCCAUGUCGAGAUACCUCACCCCCAAAACCACAACGACAACACCUUUCAGCACUCUCUCCUCACCACUCCGACCCAUGACCAACUUCACCACCACCAUCCGUCCCCAACUCCCGACCCUAAGCAAUACACAACUCCCCUCCGCGGCCACGCCAUCCGCCCAACAGACCCGCUCUUUCUCCGCCAGUGCCUCCCUGGCCGGUAAGCGCGCGACCUACAAUCCCUCGCGACGGGUGCAGAAACGGCGUCACGGAUUCUUGGCCCGGGUGCGGUCGCGUGGAGGACGGAUGAUCAUUUUGCGGAGGAGGGCGAAGGGCCGCAAGUCGUUGAGUUGGUAGAUGGCUUAAGGGCGACAUUUUGGUUCUUGUGUGCUGGACGGAAGGGAAACUGCGUUGAUUGUCCAGUGGAUGAUAUACCGUCGGACAACAUGCGGCAUUUGUAUGAUGGGCUUGUUGGGCUAUUUGGUUUUGCUCCUUUUGUUCGUCAUUUGAGGGCUUGAGGCUUUCUUUGAUUCGUUGUCGGGGAAAAGGCUUUUAAUGCCUUGGAUAUAACGGGACGCGAUGGUCCUUCUGUACCAUAUACAAUACAUAGAUCUUUUUAUGUGCAAUGUGUUGGGCUUUUCUC
Molecule: messenger RNA, 803 nt
Organism: Aspergillus pseudotamarii
Lineage: Eukaryota; Fungi; Ascomycota; Eurotiomycetes; Eurotiales; Aspergillaceae
Product: mitochondrial 54S ribosomal protein bL34m
Exons: 2
Coding region: 122-517 (131 amino acids)
Biological process (GO): translation
Cellular component (GO): ribosome; mitochondrial large ribosomal subunit
Molecular function (GO): structural constituent of ribosome
Source: RefSeq, a predicted model, not a curated record